GAUUCCCCUGCGGACGAAACUAGUUCGUCAGUCAGUCUCCUGAAGCAUACCGCCUUACCUCCUUAGAAUCCGUCUGCGGCUGCGGCUUUUCCGGUCGCACUUUGUUUCCAUUCUGCUCUUCUUUCUUAUCCCGCUUGAUUUCGGCUCACUUUCGCGACUCGAGGCCGCUUAUUACGCCGAGGCACAGCCAUGGCGGACGAAGACAUGGAAGAUUACGGAUUCGAGUACUCGGACGACGAGCCCGAGGAGCAGGAUGUCGACAUUGAGAACCAGUACUACAAUUCCAAAGGCCUAGUGGAGCGGGACACAGAGGGGGCGUUAGCGGGCUUUGCAGAGGUGGUGCAGAUGGAGGGGGAGAAGGGCGAGUGGGGCUUCAAGGCGCUAAAGCAGACGGUGAAGCUGCACUACCGGGAGGCGCGCGUGGCGGAGAUGAUGGCGGCGUACCGCGAGAUGCUGACGUACAUCCGGUCGGCGGUGACGCGCAACUACAGCGAGAAGUGCAUCAACAAGAUCCUGGACGUGGUCAGCACCAGCCAGAACCUCGACCUGCUGCAGGAGUUCUACCAGACCACGCUGCUGGCGCUCGAGGAGGCGCGCAACGAGCGCCUGUGGUUCAAGACGAACCUGAAGCUGUGCAAGCUGUGGUUCGACCUGGGGGAGUACGGCCGCAUGAGCAAGAUUUUGAAGGAGCUGCACAAGUCGUGUCAGAAGGACGACGGCACGGACGACCAGAAGAAGGGCACGCAGCUGCUGGAGGUGUACGCCAUCGAGAUCCAGAUGUACACCGAGACCAAGAACAACAAGAAGCUCAAGGAGCUGUACCACAAGGCGCUGGCGAUAAAGUCGGCGAUACCACACCCGCGCAUCAUGGGCAUCAUCCACGAGUGCGGCGGCAAGAUGCACAUGGCGGAGCGCUCCUGGACCGAUGCCGCCACCGACUUCUUCGAGGCCUUCAAGAACUACGACGAGGCCGGCGCACAGCGCCGCAUCCAGUGCCUCAAGUACCUGGUGCUGGCAAACAUGCUCAUGGAAUCGCAAGUCGACCCCUUUGACGCUCAGGAAGCCAAACCGUACAAGAACGACAAGGAGAUUCUGGCAAUGACGAACCUUGUGGCGGCAUAUCAGCGCAACGAGAUCCUGGAGUUUGAGAAGAUUCUCAAGAGCAACCGGCGCACGAUAAUGGACGACCCGUUCAUCCGCAUGUACAUCGAGGACCUGCUGAAGAACAUCCGCACGCAGGUGCUGCUGCGCCUCAUCAAGCCGUACACCCGCAUCCGCAUCCCUUUCGUCUCCAAGGAGCUGAACAUCCCUGAGAAGGACGUGGAGCAGCUGCUGGUGUCGCUCAUUCUGGACAACAGAGUGCACGGCCACAUAGACCAAGUCAACCAGCUGCUGGAACUUGGCGACAGGUCAAGAGGGCAGCGGACAUACACAGCUCUGGACAAAUGGUCUGCCCAGCUACGGUCACUACAUCAGACAGUGGUUAACAAGAUCGGUUAAGAAAGCAGGUGUUGCAUGAUGAAGGGUGAAUGGAUGGGGAUGUCUGAUGUGGAUGUCUUAUUUCUCAGAGUAGAAAAGUUAGACUAGAAUGAGGGUACAGGUUGGUUUUGUUCAAAUGUUUAUACCCUCUAAGUGUUAAAGUGAGAACUGAAUGAUUGACUAGAAGUGGAAA
Closterium sp. NIES-67 is the source of this 1672-nucleotide messenger RNA. The record is from the annotation of a GenBank genome assembly. Lineage: Eukaryota; Viridiplantae; Streptophyta; Zygnematophyceae; Desmidiales; Closteriaceae.